ACGAGAACAUCGUUGAAGACAUCUUGGUACGUCAUACCAAUGCACUUACCCAACCCUACUUUACAUCGUUCACGAUUACUUGACCAGCGUACGACAGUCAAUCGUCAGUGGCCAUUUGUAUGUUGUCUCUUGAUCGGCGAAGCAUAGGACGAGCACCGGUCAUAAAGCUGGUUGUUUUGUGCCAGAACACCUCUUGUCAUAAAUUAUAAAUUUAUAAACAGUUCAAUGCGCCCGGGUUCAUAAUCCAACAAAAGACGGUUGUCGAUCAAGAAAACUUUACAAGAUUUCAGAUCGCAAGAUGCAAGCGAAACUUUUCGUUAUUGUCUUUGGUGGUGUCUUGUCAGCAAGUCUAGCUUUUCCUGCUGCCUCACAAACGACGCCAGCUCCAAGCAAACCUCCCCCACCUCCGCCUGAUGGAGGCGCUGGAGGUACUUCGAAAUCCGAAUAUCCAAAAGACCUCGGUAAUGGAGUGGAGAUGAUUAAUCGAGAGGACUGUCCCGGAGGCUAUUGUGAAACCUUCCUUGUCCGACCCCCACCUGCGGGUAUGGGUUUUCCUAUGGGAAUGGGUAUGGGUAUGGGAUCCAUGCCAUGCUGUCCCCAACUACCACCAUCUCCAUGUGGAGGCCAACAACAGCCAUCUUGCCAACUUGGGCCUCCGCCAAUGGCAUGUAACUCUCCCUGCCCAUCCGCUGCCUUUGGAAUGAACAAUUAUCGAUUCAUGAACGCGAAGAGAAUAUAACUGGUAUUGACUGAAUGAUUACACACGAUUGUGCUAGUUCUCGUAGUGCGUGCAAAACCUUUAAAGUUUUGACGUAGGUGAGAACGAGCGAAGCGGUGUAUAUUUAAUAUGUGAUCGUAGAAAGACAUUGCUCAAAUGAGGCGAACUAUAGUAAUGUGUAAACAUUCCUUCCUGUUUCAAGACUGAUCAUGUCUUCUUUAUCUUUUUCUUUUCAAGUCGUUUGUCGUUUUGGAAAAGAAAUAAAACUUAGUCAACUUUGGAAAACGUGCCUUUAUAUGUGAUAUUAGCCAGAAAAAGGUGCAAGACACAUAUUUAUACCAACAUUGAGUUCUUAUACUAGUUUGAUACGUACUCCUCCAUUUAAUUUAAGCCAAAUGACAAGAAAAUUUUAAGAAAAAAGUGUGUUGUAAAGCGGUCGACGCUGUUUUAUGUUCUGGCAAAGUAUUGUAAUAUCUUGUUUUACUUUUAUUUAUACUUUUUGAAAACCAUUCUUUGCACGUAAGAUUAGAGGGUGAAAUCACCGAAAAGUUUCUCAAUUUGCCAAUCUAAUGCCUGAAAUACUGAAAUAGACAAAAAAUUCCGAAAAGAACCAUAUUUUUUUACUUUACCAAAUCCGGUCUAACUGUGCCAUACGAUUGUGCUCUUUAAAACGACCCAGCAAGAUGAAACAAUGACACAAAGCAGCUCAGCGGGUAAUAUGAUUGGUUACUUUCUUAUCACGUGGUUACAAUACACGUGAAGUCAUUCAAGAUGGCGGAUGACAAUGCUGUUUUGAGCACAACACAACUACAGAGAGAAAGUAUCGGCUUCAAAAGCUUCGAAGGAAAUAAAAUGAAAAGAAGCAUGUUAACGGCAUCACGAUAGGUAAAAACAUUAAUAUCUCCUCGUGUCUGGACAACAAAACGACGAAUGGUCUCAGUGACGCUCCGCCAAAGUUGAAUGGACUUCAUAGUAAUUACAUUUUGAAAUCAGAAUGCUCGUUUACUGCUAGCGCAGUUCGGGAUGGCAUAAAAGCUUCAUCAUUGAGAGCAUCUCCUGUGAGAAAUAAAAGCAUGUCAGUUCCGUAUGUGAAUAAUUCAAAGAACAACCACGAAAAUCGACUGGAUGAUAACGAGAAGAAAAAGGAUGGCCUUGAGUGCAAGUGGAUGGAUUGUAAUUUCAUUGCAACAGAUGUUAAUCAGCUUGCAAGCCAUGCACAAGAAACCCAUGUUGAUCCCAUGAAAUCCUGUGACAUUUUUGUCUGCCUCUGGCAACAUUGCAAGGUGUUCAAUCGACCAAGUUGUUCAUUAAGCUGGCUUACUAAACAUUUGGAAUCUCAUGUUGGCGUGAAACCUUUCAAGUGCAUAUUUGAAGGUUGCCAGAUGUCAUUUUCUACACAAACCGGUCUUGCAAGGCAUGUUCCUUGUCAUUUUAAAGAGAACUUACGACAAACUAGAAAAAACAUAGGUAGUAUGGAGAAGGAUGAAUCACCCAGCAAAAGACAGCUCAGGAAAAAAGGUAAAGUUGAAGAUUUUGUGGAUCAACAUUCUGUAAAUAGCAUCAAAUCACGGCUACAAGACAUGAUUUCGACCGAGUCAAACCCAGUUGGCAUCGAUGGCUCUCAGAUACAUUUUGUUGGCCAGCCCUUGGGUGAACGACUGAAACCAGAUGGUGUCAAAGAAAUUCUUCUUCGCUGGAUACCGGAAUCAAUCUUACCGGACGAGUGGGUGUCGGAGAAAGAAGCAAGAACGCAUGCGCGUAGAUCUUUACCCAUACACCGUUUGCCAAACGAAGUCAAAGCUGAGUUGCAUCCGUCUUUUUAUCGUAGAUUAAGUCAUCGAAAAAAAAGACGGAAAUAAGUCAUUCGUUUCUGAUUCGCGACGACCAUACAUUAGCGCCAAAUCCAUUGAAUAAUACUUCAGCCUCGAGUUUCAUUGUCAUCUGAACACUUGUAAAAAGAAAACUGUCCACCGUUUACUCUUUAUUCACCAACAACUGUCUGAAUGUAUUUCUCUCUUAUUGUUAAGUAUUGGCAGUUUUAUGUAACUAACUUAUUUUUCAAUUUUCAUUCAGACUUUGUGAAAAUGCACCAUUUAUUCGAAAAUAAAUUUUACGGCACGCUAAAGGAAUGCAAAA
Molecule: messenger RNA, 2854 nt
Organism: Xenia sp. Carnegie-2017
Lineage: Eukaryota; Metazoa; Cnidaria; Anthozoa; Malacalcyonacea; Xeniidae
Product: zinc finger protein AEBP2-like
Exons: 7
Coding region: 1792-2577 (261 amino acids)
Biological process (GO): regulation of transcription by RNA polymerase II
Cellular component (GO): ESC/E(Z) complex
Source: RefSeq, a predicted model, not a curated record